AUAAAGAGAAGGAAAAUAAAAUGAAGCAUUGGUUGCAGCACGAGCAAGUCAACAUAAGCUCAAAAUGAAUAUCGAUAGGGUUUAAGGGUUUUACUGAGCGAAAUAGAGAGAAAGGAAAAAGGGCAACAAAUGGAGAAGAAUACGGGAAGUGAGACGAAGAAGAUGAAUGGAGCAGGAGGAGGAGGAGGGUUUAGGGCCAAAUUGGAGCAUAUCUUAUAUAGCGGUGAGAAGAAGCACGUCAUCGGCGGCAUCGCCGUCAUCGGCGUCAUCUUCGGUGUUCCCUGGUACUUCAUGACCCGAGGCUCCAAGCAACAGUCUCACCAAGAUUACUUGGAGAAAGCUGAUAAGGCACGGAGUGCGAGGCUUUCUGCUGGUUCAUCCUCAACUAAAUAAUGAGAAGAGUUUCUUCAACCAGAUUUUUGGUGCCAGGUCCUUCAGACUUUUAAGUUAGGCGCAUACUGUUCCCAAAGUACUUAUAUAAAUGCCUCUUUUUGGACAAUCUUGUCUAAUAUGAACUAUAUAUUGCAAACAAAACCAAUCUCGACAGGUUAACAUAAUUUAUGUUUAUGUUGGGGUUGAA
Solanum dulcamara is the source of this 580-nucleotide messenger RNA. RefSeq lists its product as uncharacterized. The record is from RefSeq and is a predicted model, not a curated record. The coding region runs from base 130 to 393 and encodes 87 amino acids. NCBI's taxonomy places the organism in Eukaryota, Viridiplantae, Streptophyta, Magnoliopsida, Solanales, Solanaceae. The transcript has 2 exons.